AUGGGACUUAACCCUUUGUAUCCACCAGGAACACAAUACAACUUUGCAUACCAACAAGGAGCAGUACUGAAUGGUUCAACCCCAGCCGUUCAACCUCCUCCUGUUCCACCAGCCACGUCCACGACUGUGAGUUCAGGUACGCUGGGCUUGAUUCCACUAGCUGCUCAUGGGCCCAAGCAUCUGCCACAGAUUCAGCAACAGCCACAACAACAACAGCUGCAGCAACAGCAACAGCAACAGCAGCCUCCCCUGCUGAUCCUACAACCACAGUUGGACUCUAGAGUACCGUCACUGUACGUUUAUCAGCAGCAACAACAGCCACAACCACAGCUUCAACAAUCUGUUAUGCAGCAGUCCCAGUUACAGCGUCAGCCCGUUCAACAGUCAUCUGUGCUGCUGCAAGCUGUACCUUCACAGCCAGGACAACUACAACUGGUUCAGUCCCGUUUCAGUCCCCAAGAUACGCAGAUUUUACGUCAACUACUCUUGGUGGGUGAGAAGCACAAAUGGAAACAGAUCACUAGAGAGAUUAACUACAGAGCAUCUAAAAGACGAAGCAGUGAUGCCAAUGCUUCUGAGGAGAGCAACCCUCGCAACGUUUCACCCACGUUUGUAAUUAAGCAGUACCAACUGUUAUUGGGGUUGCCUAACAAUGGCUUAUACUUUGGGACCUUGGGCAGCUCGUUACCUUAUGUAGCUGAUGACGAUGGCUGGGACUCCAUAGCUAACGUGCCUAACAUCUUCACUUAUGAAGAGACCGAUUGA
This is a messenger RNA of Lizanozyma spartinae, 765 nucleotides long. RefSeq lists its product as uncharacterized. NCBI's taxonomy places the organism in Eukaryota, Fungi, Ascomycota, Pichiomycetes, Serinales, Debaryomycetaceae. The transcript is spliced from 2 exons. Bases 1 to 765 code for a protein of 254 amino acids. The record is from RefSeq and is a predicted model, not a curated record.